GUUGCAAAUUGAACGUUGCACAAAAGGCCAAAGAAAUGGGCGUCAGAAAUGGCAGCUCGGACUCCCCCUCCCCUGAACGAGUGAGAAACGGCGGCUAAAACCAAACCGGAAUGUGCAAGAUUUACACAGUUACCACAUGACCCCGUCUCUGGACGUCUCUGAAAGUCUCUAUCUCUGAGACCCACAAUCGGAGAGGUGCUAAUUGAUAGAAUGUGUAACAUUCUUCUUCUCUCGAGAAAGUAGAUGGCUUCUAGCUCUGGGAUCGAGCCGUUUUAUUGCGAAAUCAAAAAGAAAAUUCGUGAGUUAGAAAAAGAACACUAUUUAGUAUCGACCUGCCAGAGCUGGCAGUAACAACGCCCUGGGGGAAUCGCUCUAGGAAAAUCAAAGAAAAAAAAAAAAUACAAAAUAUAAAAGGAAUCAAAUGAAAUACAGAAUAGCUACCGUUACGGUGGGCGGCCUCCUCUGCCUCUGCCAGAUGCUGCACAUGGCCAUGGCCUUGGCCCCCCUGGGCAGCCUUUCGAAGCACGAGCGGAGCAAGAGAUCGCCCAUACCCUGGCUGAUCUUUCCCACAACAUCGCCCACACGUGUCAUGUUCAUUGGCGGCAUUGGCUUGCCCUUGGAGGAUCUCAACUAUGAGGCCGUGACCACGGGCUAUGUACUCAAAGUGGAGUACUGGCUGCCCAUCACGCCGGACGAUUUGAGGACACCCACAGCUCUGCCCAUCACGCAGGUGGCGACGCCAGGCGUCACCGGGGCGCGCAGGCAGCGGAGGCCCAUGUUCGAGAACUUCCUGGUCGGGGUGGACGAGCUGGGCAAGAGCACCAGGAAGAUCCUGACGAGAACGAACAGGGUGCUGAGCAGCUACCGCUGGACUGUCUACAAGGGACUGGAGGGUCUGGCCGAUCGCCUGGGCUAUCAGGGCAGGAUCUGUGUCCUCAAGAGCAUUUGCGAGGCCGCCGAGGAGCCCUUCCACUUUGCCAACGGCCUCCUGGCCGAUCUCUUUCACAUUCUGCUGUCUCCCUCCUCUUCGGUGGACAAGCUGUCGGAGCAUGCGGAUAACGAGUACUACUAUGCGGAGAAGAUGGGCCAGUCCGGCGCCGGCUGCGAUCGGGUGUUCAAGGAGUGCCGCCUCAGCCUGCUGCAUCACUUCAGCGAGCUCCACCACAACUUGAAUAAGGUCUUGUUUUGAGGGUAAUAAACCAAAA
Drosophila miranda is the source of this 1205-nucleotide messenger RNA. RefSeq lists its product as uncharacterized. NCBI's taxonomy places the organism in Eukaryota, Metazoa, Arthropoda, Insecta, Diptera, Drosophilidae. The coding region runs from base 422 to 1189 and encodes 255 amino acids. The transcript has 3 exons. The record is from RefSeq and is a predicted model, not a curated record.